Messenger RNA from Rhineura floridana, 3511 nucleotides. It is a transcript of the gene LRMDA, whose product is annotated as leucine rich melanocyte differentiation associated. The transcript has 7 exons. The record is from RefSeq and is a predicted model, not a curated record. NCBI's taxonomy places the organism in Eukaryota, Metazoa, Chordata, Lepidosauria, Squamata, Rhineuridae. Gene Ontology annotation, biological process: melanocyte differentiation. Bases 330 to 1019 code for a protein of 229 amino acids. Gene Ontology annotation, molecular function: protein binding.
GUCUUGCUCGCGGUAGGAUCAAGAACAAGCAAGAAGCUCAGCCUUCUAGCACUUGAAGCGUCCGACGCGCAAACAUUAGCAAAUGCCUUCUCUUCCGCCUUGGUAUCAGCUGACUACAGCAAGGAAGUGGGAUCCCUGAGAGCUUUAACUGGAGGCGCAGAGAGAAGGGGAGGAUGCCUGCAACGUGCAAAGCUCUUCUUCGCUCUUUUCUCCUGAGUGAUUAAGUCCACACCUUGCUGCUUGUUACACUUCCCUUCCUCAGCCCAAGGGGUUGUAAGUUAGGAGACCAAAAGCUCACUCAGUCUCUCCUUUGGGAGUACAUUGCAGAGAUGUCAGAGGUCGUGGUAAAUGAAACUCAAGUGGCGUAUAUUGGACAAGAUUGCAAAGAAAUCCCAGCAUUCCUUGGAAGAAAAUAUGGACACAUUGCAAAAAGGCUGGAUCUUAGCUUCAACUUGUUAAGGUCACUGGAAGGACUGGAGACAUUUAGCGGCUUGGAAGAGCUGAUCUUGGACAACAAUCUCCUGGGGAAUGAUCUCCGGUUACCCAGGUUACCACACCUCCAUACCCUAAUGCUCAACAAGAACCAAAUAUCAGAACUGGAGAGCUUGCUGGAUCACCUGGUUGAAGUAGUGCCUUCUUUGCACUACCUGAGCUUGCUGGGAAAUACAGCAUGUCCAAAUGGACUGGUCUGUAAAGACAAGGAUGAGGGAGACUACCAGAGGUACAGGUAUUUUGUUCUGUACAAAUUAACAAACCUGAAGUUUCUGGAUUCUCGAAAAGUAAACAGAAGUGAACAUGAGGAAGCCAUUUUGCGGGGUGCUUUUAUGAAAGUGGUGAAGCCUACUGAUACUAAGGCCACAACUGGUGAUGCCUCCAUUUCUCAGCAAAUGGUCUAUACACCAUUGCCAUCUGGAUCAAGGGACCUCACCAACCACAAAGGUGUUCUAGGGAAAUGCCGCUAUGUCUACUAUGGGAAGCAUUCUGAAGGCAACCGAUUCAUAUGCGAUGACCAGCUCUGAGGCAAACUGUGCAUCUGCCAAGCCAUCCAUGUUAGCCACACACCCCACACCCAUAUACAGAAAAGCACACAGUGCACCCACAUCUUUAAAAGGGGGGGGGAAGUAUGUGUAAACCAAAGUUCUCCAGUACCUUCUGCUGACUUUGCCAGACCUGUCAAAAUCAUCCUUUUGCUUUAGCCAGAGUAGUCACAUAGAGAUUGACAUGAUUGCCUUUGCAGGUCCCAUCCACCAGUGUGACAGACAGCUGCAGCGAAGCACCAGGCCUGACAGGAAGAGCACCAUGAUGGAUUGCCUGGCCCAAUUGCUGCUCACAGAAGGGCAAAAGUCACACCUGAGGCCUCACUGAGCAUGCUCAGCUGCUUUUAACAGAACUAACCUGUUUUAUCAAUAGCUUGCUUGUUGAGUAAGAAAAUUGUGUGUGUGUGUGUGUGUGUACACAUACAAAUACACACGCACACGCACACGCACACACACACACACACACACACACACACACACUUAACCUGGCUGCUAUUAGAGAUUUUCAAAGAGCACUCCCUCCUUGUCUGCCUUUAUUAUUCUCAGGGAAUAAGCUUAUGCUGGACACUCCGUAUGAUAUUGGAGAAUAAGAUGGUUUUGAUGUUUCUUUCUGGGGGGAAAUAUCAAAAGCUGUCAGAAAUGUGAUUUAACUUUAAUUGCUGGAGGGAGUGGUGGAAAUCAUUUGAUAGAAUUCAGAAGUGUUAAUAUUAAUUCCUAGCUGGUCACCAGCAGAUUUUUUCAAAGUUGUUGUUGGGGGGGGGUCUUUUUCUUUUUUUUGCAGAGCUGAGGUUUAGUAAUAAAAGUUUAGGAAAGGAAAGAACAUAGGGAAUACAACAAAAACUGCUGAUUUGGAUUAAUGUUGGAAAGGAAAAGUGACAAAAGACUCUGAGCGCUCUCCUUAACAUUAACUCAUGGAAAUCAGAACCCCAUACAUUUAUUAGUAUGUCCUUAAGCAGUAUUGAUUGACCUUUUCUUUUGAACUACUCAUCUGUAUGAAUCCAAAUGAAGCAAGCCACACCCCUUGCCUUUUUGCUAACUGAAAUUAGACUUUUCUUAAAGGAUUAUUUUGCAUUGUAUUUUUUGGAGGGCAAUGGUUAGUCCCCUAAAUAUAAAACUAGCUUGUGUUUGUGUCAUGAAAGCUGUUACCACCCAGGGGCUCAUGAAGUCUUCUGUGAAAUGGGUUAGUGGUCUCAUGCCAGAAGUAGCCAUUACAGCUGAUAUGUGGCUGCAACUGAAAACAGCAGCCCAAGGUCUCCUCCCCCUUCCUCCUCCGUAAACAACUAAUAAUAGAAAGUGGUGUGAUGUCAUCACACUCUGAAUUCCUCUGCUCCUGCUCUGCAGGGAAGCAUGAUGGACUUCCACCUCGUAUAAUUUAUACUACUGGCUGUUACCAGUGAAGAGAGGAGGACGAGCAUCUGCUGAACUGCUGUUGUCAGUGGCCGCCUUGCACCUGCGACAGCAUCUAGCUCUAGCCUCCAUUUGCUUCCUAUGUUGAGGACAUGUUCACAAUGUGGAAAGGCAGAUCACAUGAUCUUAUGUGAGGAAUGGACUUUACUUAGCUUUAUCUACUCAUAUCUUAACUUUUGUAUUUGAAAGAAAAGGUUUUGCAUAUACUAAACCAGGUUCCUGGCUGAUUACCAUAUUUUCCGUAGUAGUACCAGCUAGAUUCAUACAGCAUCUAACCCGGGGUAGCCAGCAUGGUGCCUUCUAGAUGCUGUUGGACUCCAAUUCACAUCAUCCCUGACUGAUAGUCAGGAGGUUCAAGCCCAUGUUGGCUACCCCUGAGCUAACCUGACAUAUUCAUACAUAUCUGCAUCCAUACAGAAAGUGUCAUUGAGCUCUGUUUCCAUGUACAGUACAAAGAGCAAUAUGGCAUCAGGUCAAGAGGAAGAUCUGACCCAUGUUGAAUUUGGGAGCCAGUGUAAAUUCAGAAAGCCUGAUAUUUUGAUGCAUGUAUGUAAGCUCUGCAGCUGCAUUCCAGUGCGUAUCUGAAUCUUGUCACUAUUCCUGUAUUACUGUACUUUAUGCAUGCAUUUUUAUAUAUAGGUAUGACUUUCCAUGUAGAAGAAUAUUAAUGUGAGAAUUCUACAUUUUGAGUUGAUUGGAAAGGAAUUGCCUUGCAAACAACCCAUAAGAAUCCAUUUUAAGGAAUUAUUAAUUGGUAAUUAAAAUAAAUUCUGAUUCAAAGGGCUUAAAACUAGAGGACUGGAGACACUGGUAUGACAUUAGUACUUAUAAGAAAGUUUUGGGGGAAAGUUGAAUCCAUUUCUUCAAAAUAACUGCAAGCUGUAAGCCAUGCUCAUUUACAUUUGACUGGCUGUUUUGAAGAGUAAGUUUAUGUUUUGACCAUGGCAGUGGAGUUCGAAACAGGGCUGUUUGAAAUAACCUUGUGUCACAUUCAGUCUGGUUGGAUAUCGCUUCUUGUCUGUAUCAAUGCCUUUUUAACCCUAACCCUCAAACAAUAAAAUGCACUU